GCCGAUAUAGUGAGAUCCUUACAACCUCUUGCCACUUUUGUAAUACCUCUACAAUCCAAAACCGUCGAUCCAGAUAUCCGGUCGUAUAUACAGAAGUCUCUAGAUGGCAGGGAUGGGUUCAAGAAAUUUACCAAAGAGUUCAAGACUGAGAUUGAGGAAACACUCGUUGCGGAUUCGCAGGGAAUGUAAGUGGGAUCCGACCUUUAAACUUUAAAAUUUCGCUAAUAGAAGAGUGGGAAUGUUAAGGUUCCGGUUGGUAGAUUGUCUUUUACGAAUUUUGGAAGAAUGCCUAGUGCCAACCGAUGCAAGAGCUGCGUUGGAGGAACUGCCGAAGGACCUAGAUUCUGUCUACUCGAGGAUCCUUGGAAGCAUUCACGAGACGCAGAGGACAUACGUUCAGAGAGCGAUGCAUUGGCUUGCAUUUUCUGCGGAACCAUUGACAUUAGGCCAACUUGCGGAGG
Messenger RNA from Tuber aestivum (summer truffle), 461 nucleotides. NCBI's taxonomy places the organism in Eukaryota, Fungi, Ascomycota, Pezizomycetes, Pezizales, Tuberaceae. The record is from the annotation of a GenBank genome assembly.